AUGGAUCGAGCAGAGGUGAUUGGGAUUGGUAUUCGUCUGAUUUCUGUUGCGGCUUUGUCUUACUUCACAGUUAAAUACCUUGUAAAGUAUUUGGAUCCUAAUCACUCCACUGUCGAGGAAAAUAAAAAGAAGGUUUUUCGCAAAAGAUUCGAAUAAAAAGUACACCACUGUAGGUCGCUCAAAUAUUUGCUGACCUUGGGCUAAAUCGAGCAAUCGAGUUGAACGAGCAUGAAAUACGUAUAGCUACACAGUUCGUUGGUGGUGAGGAUGUCGGGGCUGAUUGGGAUGACAUCGGUUAGUUUUUCAAGUCUUAAAGCGGUUUAGUCAUUAGAGAUUGUAUCGCGUUUAAUAAAAAAAAAAUUUGGUUGCCUAAAAAAUUUUACUGUUGUUUCGAAUGUUUAAAAAAAAACCGAGAGUAAUCGAAUCGGUUAGAAUUCAUUAUUCAGAGAUAUAUACUCUUCCAAUUUGAUAUUAAAUAUUGCUGUAAAUAAAAAUUAAUUAGUUAAUUAAUUCUUAUUAACUUCCGCGCACUUUCCCAUCAACUUAUUCAUUGAUAUUCGUGAACCCUUUUCAGUCUAAGCAAUUUUUUUUGAGAUCGAAGAAAAUUAAUGAGUAAUCUCUUUUAGGAGGGUUCAGUGACUUGAUUUCUGAGCUGAAAGACCGAGUUAUAUUGCCACUACAGUUCGCCACACAGUCCACAAGUUCGCUUUUGUCGCCUCCGAAAGGAAUUCUCUUGUACGGUCCUCCGGGUUGUGGAAAAACGUUGCUCGCCAAGGCAGUCGCUCGAGCCGCCGGAUGCAGGUUAAAAGGAAAAUAAUUUUUGGAAGGGAAUUAUCAUUUCAUGACCAAGCGAAGUGAAAAUUUUUUACUGUGAAUAGGAGACUAAAACUUUUUUCAUGAGGUUUUUAUCUGAAAGUCAAAGUGCAAUUCGGAAAAAUCGGAAAAAAAGGUUUCGUUUUUUCAGAUUUAUAAACCUUCAAGUAUCAAAUCUCACUGAUAAAUGGUACGGAGAAUCGCAGAAGUUGGCGGCGGCCGUCUUCUCAGUCGCUCAGAAAUUUCAGCCCACGAUUAUUUUCAUCGACGAGAUCGGUUCGUUGUUCAGUUAGUAUAAAGACAAUAUUCAAUGUAGUUGACUUUCAAGAAAUGUGAUUAGGAGAAUAUGAGAAAAAAAUAUAAUUAAUUUUCAUCUGAAAAAUGCAUGAGUUUGGGCUUUACUAUCUUUUUUCUUUUAUUAUGAACUUUUCGUAGAAAAAAGUAAGCAUUCUUUAGAUUUGUUCCCUAAUUUCUUACAAAAAGGAAGGAAAAAGUUUUGUGCUCAUAAUUUCGAGCGUGAUGCAAGCUUAAAUGGUCGAUAUUUUCGUAGUCAAGAUUUCUAUUUCGUCUUUUUCGGUAUCAAAAUAGGAAUUUUUUAUAGUGCAAACUUGAGCAGGCGAUGUUGAACUUUGAAUGGCUUGAAACAGUUUGUUUGGUUCUAAUGGUUCUACAGCCGGCUAAAAGUUUAUUAGCUUCAAUACUUUCUGAUGCAUUUCAAGUUAUCGUUUCGUGCCAAACUGUUCAACCUGCUAAAAAAAAAGCUUGAUCUUAGGACGAUAUUUUACUUACACAAAGCUCUUUUUUAAGAUUCAUUUUUGCGCGACCGACAAUCGCAUGACCACGAAGCGACUGCCAUGAUGAAAGCUCAAUUUAUGACUCUGUGGGAUGGAUUUGCCAGUACUGGCGAUCAGGUUUUUUACAUGGAUGGCUUCGCAUAGAGAAACGAAUUCCUCCAGAUAAUAGUAAUGGGCGCCACAAAUCGGCCGAAAGACGUCGACGCGGCCAUUUUGAGGCGAAUGUCUGCAAGAUUUUGCGUUCCCGUGCCGACAGAAAAACAAAGAAGAGAUAUUCUGCAGGUUUUCAUAACGGUUUUAAAGCGAAUAAAAACUUUUGAAAGGUUAUUCUGCGCUCUGAAACACUUUCGGAAGAACUAGAUCUUCAAGAAAUCGCCAAAUGUACCGGAGGCUUGGCUGGCUCUGAUCUAAAGGAGGUUUGUUGAUUUUUUUUUUUCUAACUUUUAAAACAAAGCAAAAUGAAAAUAAUGGAUCUCUCUUUUUCUUAAAGUUCGAUCGUGAUUUCGCUAUGUUCAGAGAUUUCGUUUUCUAAGCUUAGAUUUUUCUGUUACUUAUCCUGUUUUAGUGUGAAGUUCAUACAUAAAAACUCGAGAAAAGGUAUUUUUAUCUGAACCAAUGAAUAUUCAAAACCUGUGAGAAAUAGAGAAAAAAGUUUUGCGCGGAAUAUUCCAACACCGAGUUCGAAUAAGAACCAAAUCGGGAACUGUUUUCUGAGACCACGCUUUUCUCUAAUGAAAACUAACUCCUUGGCUUUAGAAACGUUGAUCAAUUGAAGGUGUGUCGUUUGGCGAUGUUGUCACGAGCCAAAGAGACGAUUUCCGCCGGCGGGACUCUCUCUGAAAUCGAGCCUCUCCUUCAACGAGAUCUGCUCGACGCCGUCCAGAAGUACAUGCGAGGCCACAGUCUAUUAACUCACGACGACGCCCUCGAUUGA
Messenger RNA from Caenorhabditis auriculariae, 2541 nucleotides. NCBI's taxonomy places the organism in Eukaryota, Metazoa, Nematoda, Chromadorea, Rhabditida, Rhabditidae. The record is from the annotation of a GenBank genome assembly.